Trichoderma asperellum CBS 433.97 is the source of this 366-nucleotide messenger RNA. The record is from RefSeq and is a predicted model, not a curated record. Lineage: Eukaryota; Fungi; Ascomycota; Sordariomycetes; Hypocreales; Hypocreaceae.
CUCGGGCCAUGCCACAGCUCUGCAAAAGCAGCGGCAAACGUCUGCGUAAAUCAAGCCCACAUGCUAGCUAUUACCGCCUUCUCUCUUUCAAUCAGUCCCAGACACGUAUCCCCAAUGCCAGGUCACACAUGCCCUCUACCGCUGACCGCGGAACAUUGGCGGUGAUGCCCUUCCCGGGUCACGAUAGCUCGUUGAUUGGGCAUGGCCUUUACUAGCGACAAACUCACUGCUAGCAUAGAGUCCUCUCCUACCUUAAUUGCCAACCAGUGACAGCUCCGUCCAAGCCAGGCCAAUGAGUAAACUCAGCCAGCCACAGCGCCGGAGAAUGAGGCUAGCCAGUUAGAGACGAGACGAAGCCAAAGCAGG